Molecule: messenger RNA, 1301 nt
Organism: Vitis riparia (riverbank grape)
Lineage: Eukaryota; Viridiplantae; Streptophyta; Magnoliopsida; Vitales; Vitaceae
Product: ubiquitin-like-conjugating enzyme ATG10
Exons: 6
Coding region: 239-982 (247 amino acids)
Biological process (GO): macroautophagy; protein modification by small protein conjugation; protein lipidation
Cellular component (GO): intracellular anatomical structure
Molecular function (GO): Atg12 transferase activity
Source: RefSeq, a predicted model, not a curated record
AAUAGAAGUUCUAGCUAAAACUAUUGGGGAAUGCAAGAACGAAAACUGAUUUAUGAUAAAGGAAAAGGAAUCAACAUAAAGGAAUGGGAAAAUCGAAGACAACAAAUGACACUAAGGAUAUGGUACCCUUAUUAUAGGAAGCUAGAAUCAAGGAAACCAUGAGGUGUGACUCAGGUGUCAAAAGGUUUGGGGUUCCACUUUGGAACAUUUUUGAGCAUACAAUAGUUCUUUAUUUUAGAUGAUAACAUUAGUUAAUUUGACCCCAAUGCAGCCUCUUGUGGGGUGUUCCUUGUCUCUUCAGGUGGCAAGGUGGCCAUGGAUAUAUCAUCUUGGGAUGGAACCCUCUCAUCAAGUGACUUCUGCCUUGCUGCUCAUGCUUUCACUGAGAAAUGGAAAAGGAUCAACCCUGUUCUCCCUCCAUGGUCAUGGGUACCUCGGCCAAAAUCACCAUGGUAGAGGGUUAUUUGUCACUAGAGAACAUGUGCAUUCUCAGGAAGAUCACGAUGAAAAAAGUCACAAGGGAAAUGAAGAGCCCAAUUGUCUGGGGAAAGAUGAGUACAUUGAUAAUGCUACUUUGGUCCAGAGUUAUCGUCAGGACGUACGUUACUUUGACUUCCAUAUAGUGUACAGUGCUUCAUAUAGGGUUCCAGUGCUAUAUUUCCGCACAUAUUCUAGUGAUGGCCAACCUUUGCUGUUGGAAGACAUUGAAAAGGAACUUCCUGGAAACUCUACAAAUGUACUAAUGGAAUCAAAAUGGACAUUCAUAACUCAGGAGGAGCACCCAUACUUGAACAGACCAUGGUACAAAUUACAUCCUUGUGGAACCAGUGAGUGGAUGAAGCUGCUUUUUCUCACAGACCCUUCCCUUGGUGGUAGCCAAGGGGUGCCAGUUGAGCUAUAUCUCUCAUCAUGGAUCUCAAUGGUUGGGCAGGCGGUUGGCCUUAAGGUCCCCUUGGAAAUGUUCAACAAAAGAAAAGAGUGAAGGAGGCGAGUUGUAUGAGAAUGGUUUGCCCUAAAUCUUCCAGACAGGGGUUAACAAGGCAUUUCUUCUGAUGAUCCAGUGAAAGUGAAAGUGGUGGGCGUUUCAAUAGUAUGGCUGAAGUGAUUCACUCUUUCAAAUGACAGGCAAUCUAGAAAAGACAAAAGGGUUGAUUGUGGUAUAGAGUAUAGUUAUGGGUCUCAGGGUUUUCUCCUUGAGCCAGAGUUGUUGGUGUUUAUGUAGAAUUGUUCUAGCAAUGAAUUUGAAUCAGUGAUGAUGACACUUUUGUAAAUUCAAUUUAUAUAAUAUUAAUUAAUUUUAA